Messenger RNA from Owenia fusiformis, 1473 nucleotides. NCBI's taxonomy places the organism in Eukaryota, Metazoa, Annelida, Polychaeta, Sabellida, Oweniidae. The record is from the annotation of a GenBank genome assembly.
GCAACUAGUGGAAAAGGUGAUGCUGUCAAAAACCUUCAUGCUAACACAUACUAAGGCUUUUGGUAUGAUGCGAUGUUCUAUAUUAACUAGAUCAAGACAGUUAAAGUUAAUGUCAACAUACACUUUUUGAGCCAAAAAAGUAACCCAGUGACUACCAGACUGACUUAUCCAGACUUCAGACGCGAACAUGCAUUGUUUACAGCAAUUUGGAGGUGUACUUCUAUCACUAUGGGUUUUUGCAGUGAUAGUUUUGGCGUUGGUGCCCAAAACCGAAAGCAUUACCACGUCAGAAAAGCAAGCGAUCAAGAAAGGUUUGCAAACAGGGAAAGAAAUUUUUGAUCUUAUUAAAGAACAAAAGUUUCAUGAAACGUUAACAAAAGUUGCCACAAAUGUCAAAGGGUUCCUUGGUGCAUUGGGCCCAUUUAUUGGUCUUGUUAUGGCAUUCGUGCCAGCAGCAGAUUCAGCAGAGUUGGAAUUUAUGAAAAAAAUGAUGGACGAAAUUAAUACCCACUUCGAAAGGGUAGACUCUCGCUUUAAUGACAUCGAACGAUUAAUUAAGUGGGCCGGAAUAUCGAUUCAAUUUGGGGAAAUACAAGCAUCACUCGAGGUUUUGACGGAAGAAUAUCGUCUUUUUUAUUCCAGUUCAGCACCAGAAGCUGAUAGAAAGUCCUUAUUUAUGAAGAGCUACGACGACAAUUAUAACCUUGCCGGCACAAGAUUGUACCUGGCAGUUGUUACUCAACAAGGCUACUUUAACGAAAACCUCGGACAAGCGGUAAUGCGUUACACAAAAUAUGACCGCAAGAUGACAGAAUAUUUUCUUCUUGGAAUUCUUGACAUGAUCUUACAAGCGAUAAUACUUGAACUUGGUUAUUACGAAAUGAAUAUGUUUACAGAAAUAAAACAAGAAAGGGAGACAGAGUGGAACACACGACUGAAUAACUUAAGACUGAAAUAUGAACAGAUAGACGAGGACGUUAAGAAUAGGUACCAUAUCCAGUCGAAAGAGGAAAUAUUAGAAUAUGCCAGGGAUAAUACCGGAAUGAGUAAUGAACAAUUAAGCAGCGGAUUGUUCAGUUUAUUAGAGAAGAAGUAUUAUUGGCGGGUGUGGUUUGUUUUAGUUUACGAUCCGAUAACUGCUUCGUCUAAACAUAAAGCGAACGUAUGUGGUGGGCACAUACUUUUUGGACAAUACGGACGUAACAUCGUAGUAGCAAGCAAGGACAAAGCGCAACCAAAAAUGGAGCUGAGAAAAGCAUUACAAGAAUUGCAAAAGUUUUACGUAUAUAUUGUCCCUGCGUACUAUGGUGAUCUGAAUUUGCUGGAGGUUUUUUAUAAUGGCCAGAAGGCAAUCGAUUCUUACGACGCUGGAGCACUUUAUAAUAUGGCUGACAAAACAAGUUCCUGUAGCUUUGCUGUUGUGGAUAAAGAUGCAAAUGCAUUCUACAAAUCGAGUGCGAACAGAGCAGUGUC